UGCAUUCCUUCGAUCUCCUCUAGAAUUGAAGUAUUCAAAACUUAAUUAACCAUGAUUGCCAUUCUCCAAAAGCCUACCUUGUUAUUAUUGAUUGCUUUUACAUUGAUGUUGACGUUCAUGGGAGAGCAAGCAGAAGCUGGGGGAAUAUUUCGACCCAGUCAAUGGGCUCUUGCUCAUGCCACCUUUUACGGUGAUGAGACUGCUUCUGCCACUAUGGGAGGAGCAUGCGGGUACGGAAAUUUGUUUCAAAAUGGUUACGGGACAGACACGGUUGCUUUAAGUUCGACGUUGUUCAACAACGGUUAUGCAUGCGGGACUUGUUUUCAGAUAAAAUGCUACCAAUCGAGUGCAUGUUACAAGAACGUGGCCUUCACCACUGUCACCGCCACCAAUCUUUGCCCUCCUAAUUGGUCCCAACCCUCCGAUAACGGAGGCUGGUGCAACCCACCACGUGUGCAUUUUGACAUGUCCAAGCCUGCAUUCAUGAAAAUUGCGCAGUGGAAGGCUGGCAUCGUCCCAGUUAUGUACCGCAGAGUGCCAUGCGUAAGGAGAGGAGGGCUACGAUUCAGUUUUCAAGGAAAUGGGUACUGGCUAUUGGUAUACGUGAUGAACGUGGGAGGUGGAGGAGAUAUUUCAAGCAUGUCGGUGAAAGGAAGCAGAAGCAGAUGGAUAAGCAUGAGCCAUAACUGGGGAGCGUCUUAUCAAGCAUUUGCAACUCUGGCUGGCCAAGCUCUUUCUUUCAGAAUCACUUCAUACAACACUAGAGAGACUAUCAUUGCAUGGAACGUUGCUCCUUCCAAUUGGAACGUGGGACUAACUUAUUCCACCACCGUUAACUUCCGUUAAAGAUAUAUAUAUAUAUAUAUCCCAAUUCCUAGCUUUUCCUUGUCUUUUAAAAACUGCUAUAACUUUUCUUAUAUGAAACUAUGUGAUUGUGUCAGCUGCAGCAGGUGCACUGCACAUAUUGCUAAGUGUAAAGAAUCUGUCACUUUUUGUUAGUUUGACAAGCUUUUAAACCUAUAUAUCCAGUGAAGUUCUUCUUUUCACAGCUGCAACUUUGCAAU
Messenger RNA from Cajanus cajan (pigeon pea), 1064 nucleotides. Its product is annotated as expansin-A7. Lineage: Eukaryota; Viridiplantae; Streptophyta; Magnoliopsida; Fabales; Fabaceae. The record is from RefSeq and is a predicted model, not a curated record. Gene Ontology annotation, biological process: plant-type cell wall organization. Gene Ontology annotation, cellular component: extracellular region.